AUGACUGACACUGUCCCUGAUACACCUAUUCGGGUCAAGUCUACUCCCAAUCAAGCAACUACACCUGAAGACGACGAUUACGAGACUGUCGCCACGAUCCCAAUUGGGGCUCAUUCACUGAAUACUCCCUCGCAACGAUUCACUCAACCUACCCAACUCGUCGAGAUGCCCCACUCAAAUUCAAGACAAUCCGUCAUUCAAGUGGCCCAAUCUUCACCCACAGCUCCUGCUCAUUCACCACCACGGCGCGGCGGCCUUUUAUCUUCGCUCAUGGCACCUUCUGGAACUCAGUUUCGUUCUCCUUCAACUACCGUUCGCCCCGCAAAAAGACCCCCAGUCAUUGAUCUCGACGACGGUCCAACAUACCGAGGAGGUUCUUCAGACGAAGAAGAGAAUUACACUGUCCGAUCUACUGAUAUCAAACCCGCCAUGUUCGAAGCUACUCGUAGCCCUGAGAAGGUCGCCGAGUCGCCUGUUCGUUCUACCGGCGCAAUGGAUCGUUUCAAGGAAAUCACUGCUGCUGCUGUCUAUGAUCCUUCCGCCAAUGGUGUCAAGCGCUCCGCCGACCAUAUGGGCAGCCCCGGUGGUGUCAAGGGCGUCGCCGUCAAAAAAGUCAAGCAGCAGGAUGCGCCUUCCCGCGCCCUCCCCGCCACCGACCAGGUUUCAUCUUUGCUGGCCAUUGAUGACUACCGCGUCCGCGUUAAGGUUGAGCGUAUGCUGAAAAUCAUGCCGAACAAAUCUGUGGACGAAUGUGUGCAAGCCUUAAUUACAUCAAAUGGCAACUUCGACCAGGCGCUGGAUCGCCUUGCCGACACCCAGGGUACUGUGAAGCAAACCGGAAAUGCAAUUCUCAUCGAAUCGUCUGAGGACGAACUGAGUGCAUCGGCUUCGAGUGCUCCUAUUCAACCCGCCGCAAAGCAACAGAUCAAAGCCCGCGGUACCAUUCACGAUAAAUGGACUGCUCGCAACUUUCAAACCUCCCGCGAUCAAUCCCAGUCCGAGGCCAAGCCUCGAGGCCGUCUUAUUCGUGGUCCACGAAGCCGUGGCUCUCCUCUCGCCAUUACCAUUGAUUCCGACGACGAUUCCCCCAAGAAGAAGACCGGUCGCCUACAGAAAGGUCGCCGCCAAGAACCAUCUCGCUCCGUGUCUGUUGAAGAAGAAUUACUCACAGACUCCGAUGAUGAAGACGUCAAGGUCCUAGAAGCUGCUCCUAGCACUCUAGAUCUCAAGGUUUUGCGAUUCUUCAACACUUGCAGCGUGCGCGAUCUUACCGACAUGGCCGGUAUCCCCGAUGCCACCGCCUCUCAUAUCAUCUCCCACCGCCCCUUUGAUACUCUUGACGAUGUUCGUGUUGUGCCGACUCCUGUUGAUCCCGCAAAGGCCAAGCCUAAGGGCAAGCGCCGAACCCCCGCACCCAUUGGCGAAAAGAUCGUCGAGAAGUGCAAGGAUAUGUGGAACGGCUAUCUGGCCAUCGAUUCUCUUGUCCACGAAUGCGAGGAGCUCGGAAAGCCCGUUGCAGCAGAGAUGAAGAAAUGGGGUGUUGAUAUCUUCGGUAAAUCCGACGGCGAACUCGAACUCACCUCGAUGAACAACGCCAAUGCGCAUGAUUCUGGGAUCGCUACGCCCUCAUCCAACCGUCAGUCCCCCAAUGAGUCUGAGAACGAUGAUGAAGAAGAUGGCCCUGUCGCUGUUUCGCGCAAGCCCAAAUUCCAAUCAAACUUUAUCUCCCAGCCCUCCAUCAUGGCCGAUGACCUGGUUAUGAAAGACUAUCAAAUCGUUGGAAUCAACUGGCUGGCAUUGCUCUUCCAGAAACAGAUGAGCUGUAUCUUAGCUGAUGACAUGGGUCUCGGCAAGACUUGUCAAGUCAUUGGCUUCCUCGCACAUUUGUAUGAAAAGGGCUUCAAGGGACCUCACCUCAUCGUUGUCCCAUCCUCCACCCUCGAAAACUGGCUCCGAGAGUUUCAGAAAUUCUGCCCCGCCCUCUCCGUGAUUCCAUACUAUGCCGGUCAGGAUGAGCGUGCUCGUAUUCGUGAACAGAUCGAAGACAACAGAGAAAGCAUCAACGUGGUCAUUACCACCUACACCAUCGCCCGCGCUAAGGUCGAUGCGAAGUUCCUCAAGGAACAGAAUUUCACUGUCUGCGUCUACGAUGAAGGUCACAUGUUGAAGAAUCACCAGUCCCAAGUUUAUGAUAAGCUUGUUCGAAUUUCCUCACGAUUCCGACUUCUUCUUACCGGCACGCCUCUCCAGAACAACCUGCAAGAGCUGGCUUCACUUCUCGGUUUCAUUCUGCCCAGUGUCUUCAACGAACACAAGGAAGAUCUUCAGGCUGUCUUCUCGAACAAGGCAAAGACAUCGGACGAGUCCCAUGCAGCUCUAUUGUCGGCUCAGCGAAUUGAGCGGGCCAAGUCCAUGCUGAAGCCUUUUGUUCUUCGCCGUAAGAAGCACCAAGUCAUCGACCUCCCUGCCAAGCACUCGCACGUUCAAUACUGCGAGAUGAAAUCAUCUCAGGUUAAGAUCUACGAGCGUGAGCAGGCACAAGUCCGACAGCUUCUCGAAGACCGUGCAGCCGGAAAGAAGACAGGUUCGAAGUCCGCAAACAUCUUGAUGAAGCUACGCCAAGCCGCCAUCCACCCCCUCCUCGCACGUCGCCAUUACGACGAUGCCACAAUCCGCAAGAUCUCCAAGGCUUGCGUGAAGGAUCCCCAGUGGGCACAAUCCGACCCCGACACCAUCUUCUCCGAGCUCCAGAGCUACAAUGACUUCGAAUGCCAUCGCCUUUGUGUUGAUAACCAAAAAUACCUAGGCAAGUUCAAGCUGCAGAACGAUGAGUGGAUGGAUUCCGGAAAGGUGGAGAAGCUGCGCGAACUCCUUCUGCGCUUCAUCGAAAACGGCGACCGAACGUUGAUCUUCUCACAAUUCACGCUGGUCAUGGACAUCCUGGAGCACGUCAUGGAGACUCUCCGAAUCGAGUUUGUACGUUUGGACGGCCGUACGAACGUCGAGGACCGACAGUCAAUCCUUGACGCCUUCCAUGAGCGGACGGAGAUCCCGGUCUUCCUUCUCUCAACCAAGGCCGGUGGUGCGGGAAUCAACCUGGCCUGCGCAAACAAGGUUGUCAUCUUUGACUCCUCCUUCAACCCACAGGAGGAUGUCCAGGCUGAGAACCGUGCUCACCGCGUGGGGCAGACCCGUGACGUGGAGGUCUUCCGCUUCGUCACCAGUGGCACGAUCGAAGAGCAGAUCUACGCUCUUGGCCAGACAAAGCUGGCUCUUGAUCACGCUGUCGCUGGUGACGAGGCGGAAGCCUCCAAGGGUGAGGAGGCCGGCAUGAAGGCCGUGGAGUCCAUGUUGGUGGCGGAUAUGGAGAAGGGGAAUGGGGAGGAGGAGGAAAAGGCCAAGGGUGCAUAG
Messenger RNA from Penicillium malachiteum, 3411 nucleotides. RefSeq lists its product as uncharacterized. The record is from RefSeq and is a predicted model, not a curated record. Bases 1 to 3411 code for a protein of 1136 amino acids. The transcript has a single exon. Gene Ontology annotation, cellular component: nucleus. NCBI's taxonomy places the organism in Eukaryota, Fungi, Ascomycota, Eurotiomycetes, Eurotiales, Aspergillaceae. Gene Ontology annotation, molecular function: ATP binding; DNA binding; chromatin binding.